This is a messenger RNA of Austrofundulus limnaeus, 1216 nucleotides long. RefSeq names its product solute carrier family 35 member A3a (gene slc35a3a). NCBI's taxonomy places the organism in Eukaryota, Metazoa, Chordata, Actinopteri, Cyprinodontiformes, Rivulidae. The record is from RefSeq and is a predicted model, not a curated record. Gene Ontology annotation, molecular function: pyrimidine nucleotide-sugar transmembrane transporter activity. Gene Ontology annotation, cellular component: Golgi membrane. Gene Ontology annotation, biological process: pyrimidine nucleotide-sugar transmembrane transport.
ACAUUACAUAUUUUUGGAAAAGUCCGUUUGUAUUUCUUUAAGAAUAAUUUGUUAUUUAACAUGUUUUUAAUACAUAAUGACAGAUGACCAAGUUUGGACCACGUUUUGUGUUCUGCCUCUUCAGCCCUGCUAAUUUCAGCGCAUCCUUCAGUUCAUUCUCUCAUCCGGUAGGUGGCGGUAGUGCAUCUGUCAGUCAGUUCGUCAACUACCAUUCUAUCCAACCGAAGAAGAAGAGAAAGAACACGGAAGCUGUGUAAGAUUUACUUGUAAAAGGCAUGAUACGCUUUCCUGGUGUUUCUCAUUUCUCUCCACCGUGUGUGUAUUUAGUUUAUGUCAGAUAGCUGAAUUUUAAUGGCAGAAAACGUUAUGACAGUCGGUGCGGAGAGCCUGGGGAGAUAAUGUUCGUGAAAAGGCCGGUCGGUUGUCGGAUAGUUGAGCUGCUGUUUUGACAGCUGGAUCCACUACCUCAUCUGUCUGACACAAAGACAGACCACAGAGGUACAAACUACACCCAAGAGUUCACUUUUAUGCAGAGACGAACCUGUGACGGCGACAGAACAGCGAGCCGCAGGCAUGGCUUCAUCCCGCCUGAAGUACCUGUCCCUGGGCGUGCUGGUUUUCCAGACCACCUCCCUGGUGCUCACCAUGCGGUACUCCCGCACCCUGCAGGCCGACGGCCCGCGGUACCUGGCCUCCUCCGCGGUGGUGGUGGCGGAAGUCAUGAAGAUCAUCACCUGUGUACUGCUGGUCUUUAAGGAGCACAGUUACAGUAUGCGAGCAUUGAACAGCGUUCUGCGUCAGGAAAUCCUGCACAAACCCAUAGAAACGCUGAAGCUGGCCAUCCCCUCGGGGAUCUACACGCUGCAGAACAACCUGCUGUACGUGGCCCUGUCCAACCUGGACGCAGCCACCUACCAGGUGACRUACCAGCUGAAGAUCCUGACCACGGCUCUGUUCUCCGUGUCCAUGCUGGGCCGUAGACUGGGGGUCUACCAGUGGCUCUCCCUGCUGAUCCUGAUGACCGGAGUGGCACUCGUUCAGUGGCCCUCUGAGUCUGCCUCAGGMCCUGAGAAGGAGGCCCUCUCUGCAGGCUCCCAGUUUGUCGGGGUCAUGGCGGUUCUGGUGGCUUGCUGCUCCAGCGGGUUUGCAGGCGUUUACUUCGAGAAGAUCCUGAAGGAGAGCAAACAGAGCGUCUGGGUCCGCAACAUCCAGCUGG